Messenger RNA from Lasiodiplodia theobromae, 1008 nucleotides. RefSeq names its product Short-chain dehydrogenase. The coding region runs from base 1 to 1008 and encodes 335 amino acids. NCBI's taxonomy places the organism in Eukaryota, Fungi, Ascomycota, Dothideomycetes, Botryosphaeriales, Botryosphaeriaceae. The transcript is spliced from 5 exons. The record is from RefSeq and is a predicted model, not a curated record.
AUGUUUCAGAGGCUGAAGAACAUCGCUACCCAGUCGGCGUGGAUAGCCGAUCCGCCCUUCACUGAGAAGGAGCUGCCGGACCAACAAGGCAAGGUUCACAUCGUCACGGGCGGCUACUCAGGCGUUGGCCUGGAGCUGGUGAAAAUCUUGUACGCCAAGAACGCAACCGUCUACGUCGCCGGUCGCAGCGCCGAAAAGGCCAACGCCGCAAUCAAAACGGUCAAGGAAGGAGCCAAUCCGGAUGCUGGCGGCCAAGGGCGGGUCGAGUUUCUGCAGCUGGACCUCGCCCAUCUGGCUAGUAUCAAGAAGAGUGCCGAUGAGUUUUUGGCCAAGGAGCAGCGGUUGGACGUGCUGACGAACAACGCCGGCGUCAUGUUCCCGCCGAAGGGGAGCAAGACGGAGGAGGGCCACGACCUCCAGCUCGGUACCAACUGCCUUGGGCCUUUCCUUUUCACCCAGCUUCUUCUCCCACUCCUGCGCAAAACCGCCGCAUCGUCGCCUCCGGGUUCCGUCCGCGUUACGUGGGCUGCCUCGUUGGCCAUCGACCUCCUCUCACCCGCGCACGGCGUCGACCUCGACGAAGAGACGGGCGCACCGAAGGUGCUCUCACUCCCCCAGCAGAACUACGGGCAGAGCAAGUCUGGCAAUCUGUUCCUUGGCACUGAGUUUGCGAGGAGGUAUAGUAAGGACGAUGGAAUCGUGAGCGUAUCUUGGAACCCUGGAAACCUGUAUACGGACCUAUACAGGCACACCGGAGCUAUCGAGCGGGUGGUCGCUGGUGGCGUGCUCUACCCUCCCAUCAAAGGCGCGUACACUGAGCUCUACGCCGGCUGGUCUCCCGACAUCAGCAUCGACAACAGCGGAUGUCUCGUCCUACCAUGGGGCCGCAUUCAGCAACCUCGGAUCGGGCUCGAGGAGGCAAUCAAGCGGAAGGACGAGGAGGGCGGCUUGGGUAUCGCCGAGAAGUUUUGGGAAUGGUGCGAGAGGGAGACGAAGGCAUAUAUGUAA